Messenger RNA from Eremomyces bilateralis CBS 781.70, 708 nucleotides. RefSeq lists its product as uncharacterized. Bases 1 to 708 code for a protein of 235 amino acids. Lineage: Eukaryota; Fungi; Ascomycota; Dothideomycetes; Eremomycetales; Eremomycetaceae. The transcript has 2 exons. The record is from RefSeq and is a predicted model, not a curated record. Gene Ontology annotation, molecular function: protein binding.
AUGCCGCUCACACGCCGGUAUCUCGAGAGCGAGCGCGAGGCGUUCUUCGAUACGCAGGUGGGCGGGGACGUGAACGCUUGGAGCGCCCUUCGCAGCGCAUGCGACGUCAUUCGUUCCGGCGGCGAAUCGAACUUGGCGACGGCGACGGCCAUCCUUCGCGCAUCGGGGCUGAGUUGUCCAUCCGGACGCCUGUGGGUCGAGGGCAAAGACAUCGCGGACCAAGAAGCCAGGCGGGCCGGCCUGCUUCCCCGACGCACGCGCACCCAGCUGAGAGGUGGCGUGUGGGACGAGCGUGGCAAUCAUUAUUUCGUCCCGGCGUGGGUCGUCACCGAUCCGCUCGGAGUUGUGGAAGGUCAGGGGGGUUCCAGAAUGUCCGCGGCGCUGGUGGCAGUCGCGGGGAACGGACAUGCUCAUGACGGUCACAACUCGGACGCCAAGGGCAAGGCGAAGGCUCCCGAAGAACCAGAAGUUCCAGAGGAGCAUAUAGUUCGAGUGCCGGUCAGGGUUGCGACGGCAGCCAGAGACAUUACCUGUAGGAUCCGGAGAGAUGACAAUGUCGAGGUCCUGGUUCGUCGAAUCAGGCACAAAUGCCAGCUGGAGGGGGACGCUAAGAUUCGGGUGGUCCUCAUGGGCAAAGUGCUCCUUAAUAACCUGUCCCUUCCAUCACAGGGAUGGUCUGAAGGUCUGGUGGUUCAAGCUUUUGUUUAA